AUGGCUCCAAAAUUAUCAGACUCGGAAAUCGAAGUUCAAAACAAAACGUCUCCAGUUAAAAUUCUAAGUUCCCCAAUUAAACCAACUGAUGAUAUUGAUGACAUUCAAUCUUUAUCUAAACGUUCUAAACCAAUAUUUGAAUCUGAAUUUACUCCUCUUAAUUCACUUCUAGAAUCAUCAUUUGAAAUUAAACUGUCAGAAAAUUUUGAUUUCGAAGAUCCAGUUACUUGGCCAUUAAUUAGCGAUAAAUUCCGUAUAUUCAUAGUAGAACACGGUCCUAAGUUAGAAAAUUACAAAAACUACAAUUUUCCAAUUGAUGAUACUGGUAGACAUUUUCAUGAAAAAUGGCUUUUCAGGACUUUACCAAAUGGAGAAGAAGAAUUUGAAAAAAGACUUCGUGGUGGUAAGACUAUUGAUUGCACUUUACAGAACGCAAUAACAUCCGAAAAAAAGAAGUGGAAAGAUAUUUUAAAAAUUUUAUUUGACGUUAUUUUAUUUUGUGCGAAAAAUAAUCUUGCUCUUAGAGGUACUGAUGAACGAAUUGGAAAACCUAAUUGCGGUAUAUUUUUGAACACACUUGAAUUGUUAAGUCAUUAUAAUCCAAUUUUAGCAUUAAAUCAUAUUGAAAAAGUUAACAGUAAGAAUAAUGUUAUAAGCUAUUUUUCUCCACAAAUCCAAAACGAAAUAAUUUCAAUUCUUGGAAAAUCAACUAGGGAAAAGGGGUUAAAUCGUAUAAAAGAAUCAAAAUAUUAUUCAAUUAUGUUUGAUUGUACACCUGAUGUGUCUCACAAAGAGCAAAUGUCUCAGGUUUUAAGAUAUGUAUAUAUUUCUAACGGCACUGUUUCAAUUGAAGAAACGUUUAUAGACUUUAUCGAAAGUCAUGAAAAAACUGGCGAAGGAUUAGCUUUAGAAAUAACAGAAAAAUUAAAAAAAGAUGAUUUAAAACUAAGUAAUUGUAGAGGACAGAGUUACGAUAAUGCUGCUAACAUGUCCGGAAAGUAUAAGGGUGUAAAAACACGUAUUUUGCAAAUAAACAAUUUAGCUAUGUAUGUACCGUGCAAUGCGCAUAGUUUAAAUUUAGUUGGCAAUGACGCCGCUAAAGUAUGUAUACGUAUGAUAACGUUUUUUGAUACAGUCCAACAAAUUUUUAACUUUUUUUCGUCUUCAACGAGUAGAUGGACUACUUUGAUGAAAAGUAUUAAAAUUUCAUUAAAAUGUACUAGUUCUAUUCGGUGGUCCGCAAAACAAGAUUCUGUAUCAGCACUUAAACGUAAUUUAAAAGAUGUAUAUAAUGUUCUAAUGGAAAUGUCAAAAAACUCAAAUUUACCUAAAGAGGUAAUUCUUGGAGCAACAAAUCUUUUGAAACAUCUUGAUUUUAAUUUUUUUUGCUUACUGAAUUUAUGGAAUGAAAUAUUGACAACAAUUAAUCACGUUAAUUUAGCUUUACAGAAGAAAAGUUUAAUGAUUGAUAGCGCAACCAAAAUGGUUAAAGGUUUAAUUUUAUCAAUACAAAUAAUGCGAAAUGAAGGAAUUGAUAAGGCAAUCGAAUUUGGUCAAAUUAUUGCUAAUGAUCUCGGUGUUAAAGCAAAUUUUUCUGAUAAACGAAAGAGAAAAGUAAAAAAAUUAGAUUUUGAAUUAAUUGAAGAUGAAUUAAUUAUAUAA
Aphis gossypii (cotton aphid) is the source of this 1662-nucleotide messenger RNA. RefSeq names its product zinc finger MYM-type protein 1-like. NCBI's taxonomy places the organism in Eukaryota, Metazoa, Arthropoda, Insecta, Hemiptera, Aphididae. The transcript has 4 exons. Bases 1 to 1662 code for a protein of 553 amino acids. The record is from RefSeq and is a predicted model, not a curated record.